Spodoptera exigua (beet armyworm) is the source of this 1014-nucleotide messenger RNA. Lineage: Eukaryota; Metazoa; Arthropoda; Insecta; Lepidoptera; Noctuidae. The record is from the annotation of a GenBank genome assembly.
AACGAAACGUUCAGUUACUGAUUGUCCGUUACGGGGAGCGCGUGUCGCCUGCGAUCCCAAGCCGGUGCGCGAGAGCAUACACGACACAUACAUAUUUAUUGACACUCACGAUUUGUUUGGAGAUCAAAUUUGACAGGAACCAGUGCGUCUUUCGCAGUGUAUGUGCUUCCUCAUUGGAUGAGUUGACCUGAUCAGCUGAAUAGAAAACCCAACAGUGCAGAGUAUCAGAUAUAGCAUGCUGACGAGGUGGUUGGCGCUGGCGCUGGUGGUGGCGUGCUGUCGGGUCGCCGACGCCUGCACGUGCCCGCCCGCACACCCACAGACACACUUUUGUAACAGCGAUUUCGUGAUCGUUGGUCGAGUACAGAAGACGUUUCGUGGCAAAGAUUUUUACGACGCAUACAAAUUGAAGAUUCGAAACACUUACAAAGCGACACCAAAAGCGAAGGUGGCUCUGCAAUCCGGCCGCCUAUUAACACCGUCUCAGGAUUCCUUGUGUGGCGUGAGCCUACAGCCGAGGGAGACCUAUGUUAUUACAGGUCGAGUAGUUCACUUGGAAGCUCACGUGCACUUAUGUGGUUUCGUCAGCAAAUGGCGUGAGGUCACACCUCGUCAAAGAAAAGGAUUCCGUCUACUCUACAAGCAGGGUUGCACUUGCAAAGUCCACAUGAACCGACGGCGGUCCAAGUCGCCGAACGCCUGCACGACAGGCUACAACGAGUGCUACGAGCGACACGGCAUCUGCCUCCAUGACCGCGAACACCGGUGCCGCUGGACUAGGGCUCCCGCUCUCACGAGGUGCCUCCAAGCGACGCACUUCAAUAGCACCAUGACUUGAUUCAUCACUACGAUGCCCAAGUUCACUCUAAAAUGUACCUUUUGAACAUCUCAUUACGUCGUCCUCGUGAAAAAUUACAAAAUCAUUCACACCCAUUACUAAUCGAACGCAACAGAGCAGCUGUUAUACUAAACCAAACAUUAUUUGUAAUAACAUUAGAUUCAUUUUCGAUGUUA